UCAGUCCGAAGGAAAGAAGAAACAGCGGCGGGAGGAGAGAAGUCUGUGAUCAGGGCCAUGUAAACAGAGGGAAAGAGCUCUCUCUGUCUGCAAAAAGCAGCGUUUGUCGAUUUUUUUUUUUUGUUACUCCAGAUGUUGUUACAGUUUAUGGAGCUGAUUUAAGUGUCGCCCAGUCAUGGCUGAGGAACCAGCAGCAGAAAUCCGGCUCCUCAAAGGCCAGAAGGCCAAGCUCAUUGAAAUUCUAAGUGCCGAUGCCGACUUUGUCCUGCAGCAUGCGGACUCUCGCUGUCUGCUGUCUCCUCAAGGCUACCAGCAGGUGAAAGCUUGCCGUGUUCCCGGCGAGAAGGUGACCGAGCUGCUCGAUCACGUCCUCCAGAGAGGGCCUGAAGCAGCACACGGCCUGCUGGAACUACUGAAGGACCAGGCCCUGCAGGAAACCUUCCCCAUGCUUUGCUUUGUGAAGGAUCUGCAAGUCAACACGCUCUCGUCAGAAGAAACAUCAAGAAAGAGACGAGCAGCCUCUGAUUCACAAGUGGACAUUUCAUCCAAACAGAUCUGCAGGAAUGGCUCUCGCUUGGUGAAGGAGAAGCAGCUGAUGACCGUGGCUCGUAACUUUGGUAAGUCGUGGAGGGAGAUCGGCCGACUGGUUCUGAACGUCCCCUCUGUGAAGCUGGAGCAGAUAGAAGAGGACCAUUCUCUCCAUGUGGAGCGGGUGUUUGCCAUGCUGCGUUACUGGAGGGCCUGCCAGAGGGAAAAAGCCACUGCUGCUCACCUGCACUCCCUGCUCAGUCAGGAUGACUGGGCACUGCCACCCGAAAGCAUCAACUUCCUGUUGGAGAUGGACUGAGGCUUUCACUGUGUGGUACCUGCUGAGACUGAAACCCGUUUUCUUUUUCUAGGAAAAUAAGGGUACAUUACAUUUCUUGGAAAAACAUCCUUGAAGACUUUACGACUUUAUGGAAAUUCACCGACAGCAACAUUUUGCUCUGCUGAAUAAAAGGUCUGUUCAAAGACAGUAAUGUACCUUUACCAUUAUACUGGCUCUCCAUGAUCUUUAUGGUCUGUAACUGCUUCAUCCCUUUUUCAAGGGGUCGCGGGGGUUGUUGCUGGAGCCAACCCCAACUAUCUCUGGGCAAAGGCAGGGUACACCCUGAAUAAGUCGCUAGCUUAUCACAGGGCCCUCAGUGAUGGCAUCUGCACGUCAGGAGCAAUUUGGGAUGCAGUAUCUUGCUCAAGGACACUUCGACAUGCAGCUCAGUUCAGCCUGGGGGAGUAUAGUAUUGAUUUAUGGUUUUUUUUAUUAAGUGGGAAAACAGCUGAGCAAUGCUCAUUUCUUUGUUCUGUAAACACACGUGAGAAAGUAGCAUUUGUUAUUCCAUGAUAAUGACAUAAAUAACUUGUGAUAUCGAGAAAACAAAUAAACUGAACUUGUUUUCACAGAAAAAAAUGA
Messenger RNA from Acanthopagrus latus (yellowfin seabream), 1450 nucleotides. RefSeq lists its product as uncharacterized. The transcript has 4 exons. NCBI's taxonomy places the organism in Eukaryota, Metazoa, Chordata, Actinopteri, Spariformes, Sparidae. Gene Ontology annotation, molecular function: protein binding. Bases 176 to 847 code for a protein of 223 amino acids. Gene Ontology annotation, biological process: regulation of apoptotic process; signal transduction. The record is from RefSeq and is a predicted model, not a curated record.